AAAAGUAAAAUUAGCUUCUCUCUGACGAGAGGUUGAAAUUUUAAACACAAACUUUAAAGUUUUAACAUUUUACAAAUUUACAAUACUGUUGAGAUGGAUCUUUUUUUAGGGUAUUUAAGUCCAUUAAGACUCUUUAAAGAUUUUAUACGUGUUCCUAUUGAAGCUUUUCUUGGCAAGCAAUAUUUGAAUUACAAGCAGAAAACUAACAAAGGCAUCAAUAGCGUAAAAGAACUGUUGCUAAAAGUAUGCAUAUUAACUGUGUUUUUGUCAGCAAUUAUGUGGAUUUCUAUUUUUAUGUAUAUAAUUUUUUACUAUAUUUAUAUGCCAAAUGUCACACAUAUAAGACCAGUGCAUUUACAGUUCAGAUCAUGCGAAGAAAACAUGGGUGUCUGCUCCUUUCCGUCAGCUCACGUUCAGCUCACACGGUGGAACAAUCUGCUUAUGCCAGGGCAGCUGUAUCGAAUAAAACUGCUUUUGGACAUGCCUGAGUCGCAGGUGAAUAAGGAUUUAGGCAUGUUCAUGGUGUGCGCUCAGAUGCGGGCAAAAGGAGGUGUGUUUGUCUCGUCGUCAUGCAGAUCGGCUAUGCUUAGAUACAGGUAAUACUUCCUCAUAUAAUUAUUAUUACUAUAAACUUUUAAAAGGACAGUGUCUGGUAGCAUUCAUAAAGUAAAUAUCACCAUCAUCAUCAGCAUCAUUACAUGCCUUUACAAGUCCACUACUGAACAUAGGCCACCUCGAAAGAACGCUACAAAACAUGGUCGAUUCACCUGCACUGCAUCCAUCGACUUCCUGCAUGUCUAAUGACACUCCAUCCAACGGGGUGAUACCUUACACUUCGUUUACCCGUACGAGGCUACCACUUGAAAACCUAUCUUUACCGUCGCUUGUCAGUUUUAAGCUAUAUGACCGGCGCAUUAUCACUUCAGCUUACUGGUCCAUUGAGCUAUGUGGUUUACUCUGGUUCAACUGCGGAUAUCUUCAUUAUGAAAUGUAAUACGCAGAGAAACUCUAAGCAAAGCCCUCUCCAUAUCUUGCUGAGCGACCUUGAGCUUGGCUGGCAGUGUAAGCAAAACACGCACUGGUUGUACACCCUCCUUUUCAAGCUUUGAGGUAUACGUGACCAUGAUAAACUAGGUAUAUCAUUAUCAUUUAUCAUUACAGCCGUUUACAAGUCCACUACUGAACAUGGCCUCCCCCAAGGAAUGCCACAAAACACGGUCCUGAGCCACCUGCAUCCAUCGGCUUCCUGCAUGUCUUAGCAGUUCGUCACUCCGUCUAGUUGCGGGCCGCGCUACAAUUCGCCUACCAGUACGAGGCUGCCACUCGAGAACCAUUCUUUCCCAUCGGUUGUCGGUUCUUCGAGCUAUAUGGCCGGCCCAUUGCCACUUCAGCUUACUAAUCCGUUGGGCUUUGUCGGUUACUCUGAUUUUAAUUAGAUAUAAUAAGUAAAAAAAUAACCUUAUUAAUAUUCCCCUGUACAGAUUGCUCGUGCUAAACGCAUCUAUUUUCGCCAGAAUUUCGAUUAAAGUUGCUGUAAGUAAUUAACAAUUUAAGUAGUUUUUCAUUGGUAGUAAAUUUCAAGUGUAGUUGGAGUAUUAGUCAGACUAGAAUGGUCUAGAAAUUGAUCUGUAGGUAUGAAUUGGAGCCGAUGCAAUUAACGAAUCUUACGAAUGUCGCAAAACACGACAUGCAUAGGGAAAUUUAUAUUGUAAUGAAUAUUGUAUAAUAAUAGUUAUAUUAUAAAUUUAACUUCUAAAGUUGAUGCUAAGAUGUAUUGUAUCGACGUAUUAAAGCCCUGACCGUUAUUUUAUUCUGCGUCGGCUUUUUUUAUUAAAGGUUUUUUAAUCAUUAAUUGUGGGUGGAUUAAGCAAUAUCACAAGCUCAAGGUAACAAGUAAAAUGUCCAAAUCGUUACAAUAAACACUUCGUCCCUUCUAUUAAUUUCAAUCGGUUCGGCCUUUUUCGAGAAAUCGAUAAAAAUAUACGUAUCGUAUAGAACCUCCUCCCUUUUCGAAGUCGGUUAAAUACAAAAUAUAUUCAUCGUUGUGUAUGGCGAAAGAAAUCGAGAUGUUUCGGGGAUUGCGCUUGAAAUCCAUUUUCCUUAAUCCGUAAACAAUUAAAGCUGCUUGUCAAGCCUUGAAAGAAUUUUCAACGGCACUUUUCGAUAGUUUUAGAUGAUGUUUCCCAUUAUAAAUGGAGAUUUUUUAUAGUAUCAAAAUGGCAAAGGGCUAACAUUCGUCUGGUGGUAAGAAAUGGCAGCCCAUGGACACCUGGAAUCAACUUAAGGACUAUGGAUGGUGGAAAGUCUCGUAGCUUGUUUAUUUUACCUGGAUCUCGUCUCACUAACUCUUCAAAUCGAAACAUAGCAGUGGACGUACUGACGUCAUCAGCAGAAAUAACGAGAACGUGGUACCUUUCUAUCUAGACUCUAUGAGUCCCAUAGGCAAAAUAUGAGCCAAACUCCUCAUAAACAAGGGAGUCUUCAAGACGUUUCACAUGAUAAAUUCCAAGUGUGUGAAGAAGUUACGUGAUUUAAUUUCUCUCUCCCCUUUCCACUAUCGGGACAAGCAGAUGCAGCGGGUUUCCACUUUGUUAUCGAUUCCACGCAGUCGACCAAAAACAAAAAUAAACAAAAAAAUCGGUUUGCUUUGUCUUUUGUAAUGCAAAGUAUUGGAAUAAUUUGCCGACUUCUGUCUUUCCGAGCCGUUGUAGCUCAGGGGUUAAGUGCUCGAUGUAAAUUUCCCAGUACGCGAGCAGCCCGGGUUCGAUCCCCGCCGACACCAAUGAAAUUGUCAAUUGCAAUUUUAAGUGCUAAUUUACCACGUCUUGGCGGUGAAGGAAACAUUAUGAGGAAACCUGUAUGCCUGAGAAACAAGAAAUUUCGAAGGCAUUGUGAAGUUCGCCAAAACGCAUUGGGGCAGCCCGGCGGACUUUUUCUUGCCCUAAAACCCUCUCAUAAAUGAGAGGGGGUCUGUGCCCAGCAGUGGGAAGUAUUUAAGGCUGCAACUUUUUUAACUGUCUUUCCAUCCGAUUAAAAUCUGGGUGCCUUGAAGACAAGAGUUAGUCUUUUACAGUUUAAGUCUGAAUUACCAUUUGGGCUUCACUACCGCUUACCGCCAGGUGGGGUAGUAACAAGGUAUUAACUUAUAAUAAGUUAAAAAAAAGUUUGGUGUAAAAAUGCUGUGUAACAAUAUCAGGCAAUAUUCGUGAUGUAGAUUUCCCACCAGGUCGCGAUUACAUGAGUUAAUCAGGACAACGGUCUUUGCCCCUUUGUUACUUAGCGGGUUUGAAGAAGAGAAACAGCAGAUUCAAGUCGAGUUGUUUAGCGACUUUGUAGACGAUUCGGUAAGUUUUUAUAAGUUUGGUUUAUACAGUUAUACUAAAAUAUUAUGUCCUUUUUCUUUUAAAUUCAGAAUGCGUGUUAUGCAUUAUUUUAACUGAUUUUCAUUCAUAACUAAUGCCUAUUAUUUUACUACGCACGCACACAUACGUAAGGGUCGCUCGGUCGGCUAAAAGUUGUGAAUUGUAUCGCACACAGAGUAGCGCUUGUACGCUUAAUUGUUGCCCCUAAAUCACAUUCAAUUUGGGAUAACUUCAAAUAAAAAUAGAAGCCUUAUUUACUCCUAUUUUCAAAAACUGCUAUAACGGUAUAUCAUUAUUUAUAUAUUUGAACUUAAAUAUAAGAUUUGGAUACUCUUUGAAAAAUAACCUUGUAUAGAGUAAUAAUUUUGUGUUGCUUAGUGUUUUAUCAUGUAAAAUAAUACUUUUUAUUCUUUCUUAUUUAUCGGUCCGUAAACGUCAACUGCUGGACAUGGGCCAUUUUCUUAUAUCUCAUACGCUUGGCUGGUAGAAUAACGACCACAGUGUCAGAUGUGAGCUUUUGAAUCUUAGCCCGUCCCUCGUCUGAGCAUUUUACGUCUGACAUAAACAAGAUGAUUUUACCGCCACCUAUCGGCCCAGUCACACAGACCCAUGGGACGAAAAGAGGUGAACAAUUCUCUUACGCUCCCACCACAUGACAAGUAAUUAUGCAUGACCUUAUACUAACUAUAUCGAUUGAGUCGGUAAGUCAGUUGCCUUUUGGAUUUAUAAAAACACCAGCCACUUUUCAUCAAGUUCUAAAUCUAUAAACUUAGUGCUUACUUCUUAGGCAUUGAAUAAAAUAAUGACAAGUGUAACGAAAAUGAAAGGACUGAUAUUGCGGGAUUUCUGCAGUAUAUAUAAUAUAUUCAUUAUAUGCUAUCAGACGAAUUAGGUAGUUAGUAUUAGUAUAAGAACAUCCACUACCCCAUUCCGUCCCGAGGGUGUCGUAAGAGGCGACCACCAAGCGUGGCAAAUAUGUCAAAAUCCUUCCCCCCCAUUAUAUAGGCUGUAAUGGAUGAGUGAAUGAAAUUAGAUAGUUCACCAUCAUUAAUUAAUUUCUACAUAAUUUGAAUUUUCUACUCUUAGUAUUCCCUUAAAACUCGUUUGAGCUUGCGCCUUGCUACUUGCGAAAGACUGUCAAAAUACCCAAUAACAAACAGUGUCAGGAAACGUGUUUUCUAGUACAUUGUAAAGAAGUAGUUUCUUUUCGUCCACUGUUCACUACACAAGGCUACUACUUGUGAUAUUUUUUACCAGGAAUUACCAGUCACAGACGCGUAUGUGGAACUCCAGUCGCGUUUUGCACAAACGUAUAGCUGCGAGCUGCACAUACAGGCGCAUUUCUCUGGGCUGCGGUAUGUGAUGUAUUACUGGCCGCGUAUUUCAGCGCUCGUUGGAAUCUCUACGAAUAUUUUCUUCGUGUCUUUCAUAUUCAUCCUUAGUUGGUAUCACCUGCAAGACGGGAUUCCCGAAUUUAUUAAGGCUACAUUCGGUGGAGCGGAAGUAAAGGCCGAAGACGAUGAUAAGAAGGUUGUCUUGGGGAAAGUGAAACUAGAGAGGGGCAGUAAAGAAUCGUUCCCGUAUUUCGAGGACGAAGCACUACUUGAGGAAUUCCAGCGUUUGGAGCAGAAAAAGACUUGAAGAGACUGAUAUCGAUAUUUUUUAAUUCAGACUGUUUUUAUGUAAUUAACGUAUCGGGUACAAAUAAAUUAUUAUGUCAGUUAUUUAUGUGUGAGAUUUUUCUAUGGAUUUUUUUACAAAAUACAAAUAAAGGUUUAAUUGUUUAG
Messenger RNA from Parnassius mnemosyne (clouded apollo), 5149 nucleotides. The record is from the annotation of a GenBank genome assembly. NCBI's taxonomy places the organism in Eukaryota, Metazoa, Arthropoda, Insecta, Lepidoptera, Papilionidae.